CUAUUUGUUUGCCUCUAGAAUUCGAUAUACAAAUGGGUGAGGAAUCAUUAUUUGCAUCACAAAUAUUGCGACACCGACGCCGAUCCUCACAACCGUAACCGUGGUUUCUUCUUCUCGCAUGUCGGGUGGAUAAUGAUGAAGGAGCAUCCAAAACUGCUCGAGAAAAGCAAGAAGCUCGAUCUCUCGGACAUUCUCUCGGAUCCUGUCGUAGCAUUUAGCGAGAAAUAUUUCUCAUUGCUGCAACUCAUAUUCGGCUUCAUCCUGCCUACGAUCGUGCCUGUGUACUUCUGGAAUGAAAUGUGGGACAGGGCUAUCAUCUCUCAGGUGUUUAUACGGUACAUGAUUACUCUAAACAGCGUAGCGAUUUUCAACAGCGUAUCCCACGCAUGGGGUUACAGGCCGUACAACAGGCAUAUAAGGCCGGCGGACAACAAAUUAGUCAGCGCGCUGACAUUCGGGGAAGGACAACACAAUUAUCACCACGUCUUCCCUUGGGAUUACAGAUCGGGAGAGAUAGAUAUCAGUGCGGUAAACUACACCACGCAUUUAAUCGAUAUGUUCGCAAAAUUCGGACUGGCGUACGAUCUCAAGUUCCCGUCUACGGAUUUGAUUAGGAAAAUCGCGAUGUGCAGAGGCGACGGCAGCUACCCUCUAAAUUACGAAGUCCCGCUAUCGGAGAAUAUCUAGAAUAUGCAGAAAGCUAAAUCUGGCGAAUAUGGGGUGAUGAAGCACUAUGAUUUUCUUGGCCAAAAAGUCGCAUACAAUUUUUUUAUUUGGGCGCAUUAUCAUCCAGCAACGGUCAAGACUCUUGUUCUCGGUAUUCUGCUGGAAUUCGAUGAAUCCUGUUUCAUAAACGACUGAGAACACCGAUCGAAGAAUUUUAGUAAUUCUUUUUAUGUUUUUGUGAGUGAGACUUGAUUUUGACCGCUCCAGGCUCGUUUUUGAUACUUUCCCUGUCAUCACGAAAUAGCCUAAACUACUUAAAAACAUUAGUACGAUUCAUAGCUUUACUAUCAUAGACACUUUGGAUCAUUUUUCAUUUUAUUUUUUAUUCGUUUCCGCGACAGUUUUGUCCAAUUUAAAACAAAAUGUAAUAUUAAACUCGUUGCUCCAUGACGUUUUUCCAACGCGCGCACAAAAGGUACUGUCAGACUGAUCCCCAAAACUUAUGACACAGAUGUUCGCUCGAUAUAAAAUUUUUAGGUUUAUUACUUGAAGGUUCAAGCUUCAAAAUGAAUAUAUUCAUUCAUAGAUGGUGUUCCAAAAGAGAAGAAUCUAGUUACUCACAGUUACUUUUAUGACAUACUGUGUAUAACUAGAAUAUUGAGUAGAUCAGUGCGCAGAGGACGGGAAGCAGAUAUCUAUACAAAUACACAUACAUCUGAAUUACAAUUAGAAGUUAUCGUUGCUCAACUGAAAAAUAUGAUAUAUUGGCGAUAUUUUUAAGUAUAUAAACUGUUUUCCAGCAAGGACACGUUAAAUUAUAUAAGGCCAUUUUAUUGAUUCAUAAUUUUAUUAGCUACUGCAUUAUUUAACAUCUAAGAUGAUAUAAUUUAUUAUCCUGCAUUGUUGGAUCGCAUAUGUCAUGUGAUUUAACUUCUCAUCUAGCAUUAAAUUACGCAAUAAAAAUAACACCAGUUCUAUUAUCGAAAAUCAGCAUGCUGGCACGUAUAACACAUACAAAUUUGCCGAUUUUGCAACAAGCAUGUUAGCUCAUAUAGUAGUUCUCAUGCGAUUUAACACGAAAAGCACACGAUAUGCUGUAGUCUUUAUCUUGCAUUGCUGUAAUAAUCUUGAUUAGUUAUUUACAAUUUUUAUGUUGUACGGAGAAGUGGGAACUUUACAUAUAAAGUGCCAAAAUAGUUACCGAUAAUCCUUACCAUGAUAAAAUUAAAUUAAUUGAUUAAAUUAAAUUAAUUGAUUAAAUUAAAUUAAUUAAAUUAAAUUAAAUUAAAUUAAUUGAUUAAAUUAAUUAAUUAAUUUAAUUAAUUAAAUUAAUUAAUCAAAUAUUAUUAUAUUGUUAUAAAGAUAAUAAAUAUAGUUGUAGUAAAAUGUUAAUCGCAAUAUAAGGAAUAAUUAUUGUAAGCAACAUUAUUAUAAGUUGUAAUUAGUUACACUUAGAAUGUUGAUCUUAUGCCAAUAGAGGACUAUUGAAAUAGGAUAAAAAAUGCAUAAAUCUCUAAUUAUAUUUA
This is a messenger RNA of Odontomachus brunneus, 2192 nucleotides long. Its product is annotated as acyl-CoA Delta(11) desaturase-like. NCBI's taxonomy places the organism in Eukaryota, Metazoa, Arthropoda, Insecta, Hymenoptera, Formicidae. Gene Ontology annotation, cellular component: endoplasmic reticulum membrane. Bases 133 to 687 code for a protein of 184 amino acids. Gene Ontology annotation, biological process: unsaturated fatty acid biosynthetic process. Gene Ontology annotation, molecular function: iron ion binding; stearoyl-CoA 9-desaturase activity. The record is from RefSeq and is a predicted model, not a curated record. The transcript is spliced from 3 exons.